Molecule: messenger RNA, 3213 nt
Organism: Nanorana parkeri
Lineage: Eukaryota; Metazoa; Chordata; Amphibia; Anura; Dicroglossidae
Gene: ZNF451
Product: zinc finger protein 451
Exons: 14
Coding region: 25-3183 (1052 amino acids)
Biological process (GO): regulation of transcription by RNA polymerase II
Cellular component (GO): nucleus
Molecular function (GO): sequence-specific DNA binding; DNA-binding transcription factor activity, RNA polymerase II-specific
Source: RefSeq, a predicted model, not a curated record
AACACCUUGGUGUCUGCGUUCUUUAUGAUGGACCCUAAUGAAAAUGACCAAAAAGCAAGCGAAACGUUGAUCCAGGAAGACCACUUGAGUGAAGAGGAGGUGGAAUUUGUAGGUGAGGGGCCUUCAAGACCUGUCUUGGACUGUAUUGACCUGGUUAGCGAUGAUGAGUCACAGACUUUGUACCAUUAUGGAAAAUCUAAAGAUCAUGUAACUGCAACCCUUGAUCGUCUUGCACGCGAUAUUGAGGUGCAGAAACGGAAGCGAGCAGCGAAAACCAAAGCAUUUCAGGACAAGUUAAACCUCCAGCGUGCACAUGGGUUGCAGGCGUUGGCUCUUAACAAGGAUCGUCCUGGUGCUAGUGCUGCAAAGAUUUGUGUAAAUCAAUGGCUACAAAUGCCUGGUCUCAAGUCCGGUUAUGUGAGUUCCAACCGUAGAACUUUCGUCCAGCCAAAGGACGUAGUUCCCAUAAACACGGAACCAAUUACUUGUCCUGUUAUGCGCUGCAAUAGAAAUUUUGACAACCGCCCUUUGCUGUUUGGUCAUCUAAAAAGGUUUGACCACUCCCCAUGUGAUCCAACUAUUUUCCUACAUGGAGUGUGUGAUACCUCAUAUGUGUGCCUUGUGUGUCAGCAUCGAUUUGCAACUACAAGAGAAUACACAGCCCAUUUGGCUGCUAAGGUAAAGUUGGCUGAUGGUCAUAGUCAAACUCUUUCUCCAUUAGAUGUCCAGUGCUUUGCUUGUCCUAGCUGUUUCCUUCUUUUUAACAAAAGAGAUGAUUGUCUGAAGCACAUGUCAGCGAGUAAUCACUUUGUGCGAGGCAUCAAACUUAAUGGUGAAAAAGGAAUCCCAAGCCCAGUACCUAUUCCAUCGUAUGCAAAGAAAGUCUUGAUUGCACUUUGUAAGGACAUUCCAUUUCAGGUUGUGUGUACGUCUUGCAAUUGUGAGCUGCGUUCUCAUAUGGAAGUAACGGCACACUUCAGAACACUAUGUCGAAACGCUGGGCCUGCCUCACUUUCAGACAAGAGCAUAGCUGAUGUUGCAUCUAUUUUCCGGCUAUAUGCUUUCUGCCAGACAUGCAAACAAGGUCUGAGUGAUGAAGCACACAUUGCAAAACACAUUGCGAGAACAAGUCACAACGUCAAGCAGAUUACUUCGAUAGAGGAGUCUAUUUUAGCAUUUUGCUACCUAAAUGAAGGAACAAAAACACCUUCUGACUUCUGCUUGUUGGCUGCCAAUGCUAGACUAAAACAUUGCACACUAAAGAGAAGCUUAAACGAUACUGAUGACAGCAGUGUUUUGUCAAAGCGUGUGAAGGAAAGUGAAACUGGUGAUGGUCUAAAGAAAGAGAGCAGUUUAAUGGCCACUGCUUGGUUCUGUGAAUGCUCUCAUCAGUUUGCAGCUGAGGAAGAUGCUGAAAAACACAUAAUGACAGCCAAUAAGAUCUUUCACAAGUGCAUGGUAUGCAGCAAGCUUGCUGUUGACCCUGCCAUUAUUCGCCUGCACAUGAGUCGAUUUCACGGUGGUGCACGCUUGGAAAGUUUUCUUUUCUGGUGCCAGAUGUGCAAGACUGAGCUAGCGAGGAUUGAAAAUGUGUUGAUGCAUAUUGUAGAUUGUCAUGGUGGUCAUUCCUUUUACUAUGAACAGGAAGUGCCUGAGGAGCAAUCUACUUCUUCAGAGGCUGAGAUGAUACUCGAACUUCCGGAAAGAGACACAUCCCCAUCACCACAGCAGUCUGCCGAAUGCUUAUGGCAGUGCCAAAUUUGUGAGGAGAUGUUUGAUUCUGAAGAGACAGUCAUACAACACUGCAAAUCUCUAAGCAUGCACCAGUUUCAUAAAUUCUGCUGUGAUGUCUGUAAGAAGAAGUUUCAUAAAAUGGAGACUUUACUUCGGCACUGUCAGCUUCAGCAUGAUGCAGUCGUAAAAAUGAAAUAUUUCUGUGGGCUUUGUGAAGAUCUCUAUUUUGAUGAAGAAGCCGCCUUCUUUGGUCACUAUGAGAGUUUCCACAGUUUGGACUAUACUUGUAUACCAAAUCAGGGGCAGUCAAGUAAUAAAAUGUCAGACUUGCCAUUGAAUAUAUGCAGUGAGCAUGAAAAACAGCUAACUUGUGGCUGCCUGGCAAAAUAUUCACUGAAAGUGAAACAGAAGACUGAUACCAAACUCUGCUUGGAUAGACUGUUUGGGAAAGGAAAACUUUGGUACAGCUGCUCCUCAUGUUCAGCAACAGACCAAACCUUUGAAGGCAUCAAUACACAUCUUUGUAAGAAUAAGGAGCAGGCCAGUAGCAGAAAUGUUGUUGUUAAGUGCAGCAUUUGCUCCAAAUCUUUUGCGCACCCAGAGGCUGCUCAAUCUCAUUAUCACGUGAAACACAGUUUUCUGAAUGAGCCACGUAAAAGUUAUAAUUUCAGAACUGAUGGAUCCAAAGGUGAGGUGUUUACAUUUACAGCAAGAAACACCUCUGUUAACAAAGUGCCUGCAAGACCAAAGCACACCAGUGCAAAAUCAUCGCGUUGCGAGGCUCAGAAUAGUGCCCCAAAUCACAUUGUUGAGACAAAUGCUUCAUGGUCUGGGAAAAUCAAACCAGAAACUGAUGCUAUGGAGAUAGAAAACACUGACAAAGGUUCUCUAGAACUGCAGGAUUGCGAGUUACCGGAUUUGGAUUUUCUCAAAACUAUGACCCACAUUGUUUUUAUUGACUUGGACAAUUGGGCCCAGUUUUUUUCUCAUCUGCCAGGAUACCUAAACCAAGGAACAUUUGUGUGGGGAUUUCAAGGAGGGAAGAGCGGAUGGAAACCUCCGAUGGACUGCAAAUAUUUUAAGAAUCUCUCCACUACUGGCUGUUUUUUCCUUCACCCUCACUGCAGUGACCGUAAAGAUGCUGCCGACUUUGCCAUUUGUCUUCACGCUGGUCGUUUAGAUGAGCGACUCCCUAAGCAGAUUCCUUUCACUGUCCUUUCUGGUGAUAAAGGUUUCAUGGAAUUGGAAAACCAGUUCAAGAAGACUCAACGUCCAGCUCAUGUUAUAAACCCUCACCAAGUUGGAGGAGAUGUGAUGUGUGCUUUACUUAACAGCAUAUCAGAAACUACACAAGAAACACUUGAUGAAGACAUGGAAAUAAAUUCCAUGGGGCAGGAUGAAGAUGCUGAUAUGAAAGAAGCGAUCAGGAGAAGCUUACUGGAAACGUAACCCUAAGAAGACUGGAAUGGCUCUUGGGGA